Molecule: messenger RNA, 410 nt
Organism: Trypanosoma theileri
Lineage: Eukaryota; Euglenozoa; Kinetoplastea; Trypanosomatida; Trypanosomatidae
Exons: 1
Source: RefSeq, a predicted model, not a curated record
AUGAAGACGUGCAGAAAACUCAAGANAACUAAUGCACAUGAUAAAUUUAAAAGUUUGAUACGAGAUCAUAUACCUGCUUUGAACAGAUAUUUAACUGCAAUUAAUAAUUCCGAAAAACUGGUUGAUAUGACGAAACAAAAGGAGUUAGCAAACAAAAGCAAGGAAAAACAGAAAGCAUCACAGGAAGUCAUGAUAAAAGCCCUUACUGAAGGUGAUCGGGUUCUCAGAUCCAUGAGGGAGACUAUUAAGCAGGCUGAGACUGCGGAAAAAGCAAUUGUACAACUGGAAGAUCAUAUAAGUCAACUCAAAAAAAUCAUUAAAGAAAGAGGUUUUCCCGCCAGGACGAAGGAACCACACAGAGAAUUACAGGAUGACAAAAAAAAUCAUCUUCCUGAAAAACCGAAGGAAAU